AUGGAAGCCUUGGGACAUGUAGGCAUCGGCCUUUGCACUCAAAAACUAGUUCCUCCGUUAAAAAAACCCUCAAAAGUAACCUCCACCACAAUCACCUGCUCCGCCAGUAAAUGGGCCGAUCGGCUUCUCGGCGAUUUUCAAUUCUUCACCACCACCGACUCCUCCUCUGACCUCCUCCACCACUCCCUCUCCUCUUCCACCGCCACUCUCGCUCCUGCUCCCCCUCUCUCCCCUCCCGAACGCCACGUCUCCAUCCCUCUCCACUUCUAUCAGGUUUUAGGAGCUGAAACACAUUUCCUUGGAGAUGGAAUAAAGAGAGCUUAUGAAGCUAGGGUUUCUAAACCACCACAAUACGGCUUCAGUCAAGACGCUUUAAUUAGCCGCAGACAAAUUCUCCAAGCUGCUUGUGAAACCCUAGCUGAUCCUGCAUCAAGAAGAGAUUACAAUCAAGGCCUUAUUGAUGACGAGACCGAUACCAUCAUCACUCAAGUUCCCUGGGACAAGGUUCCGGGGGCUUUGAGUGUGUUGCAAGAAGCAGGGGAGACUGAGGUGGUGCUUCAAAUUGGAGAGAGUUUGUUAAGAGAGAGAUUGCCAAAGUCGUUUAAGCAAGAUGUGGUGCUGGCAAUGGUGCUUGCUUAUGUGGAUAUGUCGAGGGAUGCUAUGGCGUUGGAUCCACCGGAUUUUAUUAGAGGGCGUGAGGUGUUAGAGAGGGCUUUGAAGCUGCUGCAGGAGGAAGGUGCCAGUAGCCUUGCACCUGAUUUACAAUCACAGAUUGAUGAGACAUUGGAAGAGAUUACCCCUCGAUCUGUCCUAGAACUUCUUGCCUUGCCCCUCAGCGAUGAAUAUCGAACAAGAAGGGAGGAGGGUCUCCAAGGAGUGCGGAACACAUUAUGGGCUGUGGGAGGAGGGGGGCAGCACCUGUUGCUGGAGGAUUUACCAGGGAAGAUUUCAUGA
Molecule: messenger RNA, 954 nt
Organism: Dovyalis caffra
Lineage: Eukaryota; Viridiplantae; Streptophyta; Magnoliopsida; Malpighiales; Salicaceae
Source: the annotation of a GenBank genome assembly